Molecule: messenger RNA, 3301 nt
Organism: Vombatus ursinus (common wombat)
Lineage: Eukaryota; Metazoa; Chordata; Mammalia; Diprotodontia; Vombatidae
Gene: PABPC1L
Product: poly(A) binding protein cytoplasmic 1 like
Exons: 9
Coding region: 1-1686 (561 amino acids)
Cellular component (GO): ribonucleoprotein complex
Molecular function (GO): RNA binding
Source: RefSeq, a predicted model, not a curated record
AUGAACCCAAGUGGCCCCGGCUACCCCCUGGCGUCCCUCUACGUGGGCGACCUGCACCCCGACGUGACCGAGGCCAUGCUGUACGAGAAGUUCUCUGCCGCGGGGCCCAUCAUGUCCAUCCGCGUCUGCCGCGACGUGGCCACGCGCCGCUCCCUGGGCUAUGCCUACAUCAACUUCCAGCAGCCCGCGGACGCUGAACGAGCCUUGGACACCAUGAACUUUGAAGUAAUCAAGGGCAGGCCCAUCCGUAUCAUGUGGUCCCAGCGGGAUCCGGGGCUCCGGAAGUCAGGAAUUGGCAACAUCUUUAUCAAGAACUUGGAUGACUCCAUUGACAACAAGGCCUUGUAUGACACCUUCUCUACCUUUGGAAACAUCCUCUCUUGUAAGGUGGUGUGUGAUGAAAAUGGCUCCCGGGGAUUUGGUUUUGUCCACUUUGAGACGCAGGAGGCUGCAAAUCAAGCAAUCAACACUAUGAAUGGGAUGCUGCUUAACGACCGGAAAGUUUUCGUGGGCCACUUCAAGUCUCGGCAGGAACGGGAGGCAGAGCUGGGGGCUCGAGCGCUGGAGUUCACCAACAUCUACGUCAAGAACUUCAGAGACGACGUGGAUGAUCUGUGCCUUCAGGAACUCUUCUCCCAAUUUGGAAAGACUCUCAGUGUGAAGGUGAUGGUUGAUGAAAAUGGCCAUUCUCGAGGCUUUGGUUUCGUCAACUUUGAGAAGCACGAGGAAGCUCAGAAGGCUGUGAGUAGCAUGAAUGGGAAGGAGCUCGGAGGUCGGGUCCUGUAUGUUGGACGGGCCCAGAAGAGGACAGAGAGGCAGGGUGAGCUGAAGCGUAGAUUUGAGCAGAUGAAGCAGGAGAGAGUGAACCGCUACCAGGGUGUGAACCUGUAUGUAAAGAACCUGGAUGAUGUCAUUGAUGAUGAGAAGCUACGGAAGGAGUUCUCUCCGUAUGGCGUGAUCACCAGUGCCAAAGUGAUGACAGAGGGUGGCCACAGCAAGGGGUUUGGCUUUGUGUGUUUUUCCUCCCCAGAAGAGGCUACAAAGGCCGUGACGGAGAUGAAUGGACGGAUUGUCAGCACCAAGCCCCUCUAUGUGGCCCUGGCCCAACGCAAGGAAGAGCGCAAGGCCAUCCUCACCAACCAGUACAUGCAACGCAUCUCUGUCCUCCGGAACAUAAAUGGCCCCAUCUUUCCCCAACCCACCAAUUAUUUCCUGCCUGCCAUCCCCCAGUCACCUACCCGAGCAACCUUCUACAGUCCCAGCAGCAUGGCCCCAGUUCGACCUGCCCCCAGGUGGACCAGCUUUUCUCCUAGGUCUUCGUGUGAGUGUUUCCCCCACUCCUUGUUUUCCACUGCACCUCUUCUCUUCUCCAUCUCCUUUUUAUCCUCUUUAACUUGUACACCUAGUGUAGCCAUUCUCUGGUUCUUCCCUUUGUUAUUUUGCAUCUCCUCUUCGCCAUCACUGACUUCUAGGAGUCUCUGGUUUCUGCACUGGUACAAAGUGCCUGCCUUUGAUAGCUUGUUCUUUUCUUGCCAGCCACACCCCGGCACUCCAUCUCCAACAUCAGUACUGUCCAGCAGGCCUCUACUCAGGUGCCCCGGGCAGGGCCCCACACCCAGAGAGUGGGUAAGUUGGGACUGUCACUUCCUCCCACCCUGGUCUUGUAUAGAUCCCCGUGGAGGGUAGAGAGAUCAACAAGAAGGUUCACUUUUCCCCAAAGGUGAAUGUGGUAUUAUUUGACUGAGAAGGGCCAGGUCAUCUGCCCUUCAUGUUUACCUGGGAACAAGAAUGUACCUGCUCCUCACAAGUCUCCCCAUAAGGAAGGAAGGAGCUUGGUUUUCCUUGGCAUUCCUGGUAGAUGGAGUGGUCCCCCAGUUAGGCCUCACUCUUACUGUUCCAUUCCUCCCAUCUGCACCCUCCUCCCCAUACCCACCACAAGCUGCCAGGUCCACGUAAGGAAAACCUUAACCGGAGCUAAAAGUAGAAUAGCUGUCUUGGGAGAUAGACAGCUUCCUGCCACUGGAUGGCUGCAGGUGAACUAGUCCCCAGGGCCUAGUGCCUGGGGUACAUAGUUGGUGUUUAAUAAAUACUUGUUGACCUAACUUGUAAAAGGAUUUCUAUCCAGGUACUGGACUAGCUGGCUUCAACGUCCUUUCCAGCUCUGAGAUGCUUUGAUUCUUAGUGUUUCUCUUUAUGUAUUACAGUCAAUAUUGGGACCCAAACUAUGGGAACUGGGUGUCCAGGCUCCCCGGGCCACGCCAUCGCCCAGUACAAGUACUCCUCAGCUGUGCCUAAUGCACAUCAGGUAAAGGGUUUGUCCAGGCCCCCAGACUGGUCUGAGUCCAGGCUUCCAGAAUCAUGCUGGGCUGCUUACUUGCUUGGUACUGCAGUUUCCACAUCUGCAAUUUGGCCAUUAUGUUUUUAUAUGUUUUUCUUUUCCUUUCUCUCUCAGACACUUUGUUCGAAACGUUGCUCAAAAGCCACCUCUUCUAGGGAUUUCUUCCAUGUUGAAACUAACUUAAUUGAUCAUUGCUUUGUGUCCCCAGUAAUUAUAAACGUUAGAGCUGGGGAGGAAGGACCUUUUGGAACAGAGAUACUUAACCUUUUUUUAAAAAUUCAUGGGCCUCAGGUUGAGUGACUUUUCAUGUCUCAUUCCACUUCUUAUAGAGGAAGAAAUUGAGGCUGCAAGGCUCAGUGGCCCUACCUAAAGUCAGCAGUGGUUGUUGAGGUCUAGGUGUAGAACCUGGCUUCUUUUUUCAACCCCAUGCUGCCUUUGUAGUUACAUAAUUUGGUUUCUACUUAUUAGUCCUUUUCCUUUCUCUUAAAAUGAGGGACAUUGUAUAUGGAAUGAUUUUUAAAACGCUGUUGUCUUCCAUGUGUCUUUUCACAUCACACACAGUAUGAGCUUUGCCCAAUCUCCUUGUCCCUGGUAGGCAAAGCUUUGCAGGCAGGUGGUUCUGAUGUUAAUCUGUAGUUAGUAAUGUGCCUGUGUGGGGUUUAUUUCCAGGUAAUGGAGCCAGCUGUGCAUAUCCAAGGGCAGGAGCCUUUAACUGCAUCUAUGUUGGCUUCAGCCCCACCCCAGGAACAGAAGCAGAUGCUUGGUAUGUGCACAGCUCUUUCCUGGUAGUAUUGGGAGCAGUUCGGGCCUGGGUCUGGAUCCGAGUGGGAAACUUGCCUUGAUAUUAGUGUAAAAACCGUUAGCUUCUGGACCAUGGGAUUGAGAAACCAAAUGCUUGGAUUUAAAUCCCAACUCUUGUUAUCUAUUACCUGGGCAACCUUGGGCAGGUUACUUCUCUUGACC